Strongylocentrotus purpuratus (purple sea urchin) is the source of this 1972-nucleotide messenger RNA. Its product is annotated as oncoprotein-induced transcript 3 protein-like. The transcript has 7 exons. NCBI's taxonomy places the organism in Eukaryota, Metazoa, Echinodermata, Echinoidea, Camarodonta, Strongylocentrotidae. The record is from RefSeq and is a predicted model, not a curated record. The coding region runs from base 1 to 1038 and encodes 345 amino acids.
AUGUGUCAAGAUAAGCUGACAUAUGUUGAGUGCGGAAGUAGUUCAAUGACCGUCAGCAUAGAUAAACGGCUAGUCCAAGGGGAAGCAUCUGGUGUUCAUUUUCGUACCCAAUCCUGCAACGGUGUAAACAACGCUAGCACUGAUGAGAUCACUCUCACUACACACUACAAUCAAUGUGGCACCAUCUUUGAGGAGGAUAACACAACCAUAACCUUCUCUAACGUUAUUACGUACGCCAAGCCUGGUUCGGAAGAUGGUACGGCAAUCACCCGUAAAUAUCACAUGCAGGUUCGGGUCGAAUGUUGCCUCAAGAAAGAGGAAGUCAUCAGUGGGUCCUUCAGACCACAGCUUGGUGAGGUGUCCUUUAGCGACAAGGGCUCUGGUGACUUCAGUCUGAGACUCGAAAGGUUCCAGACAGAUGCUUUUGAUGAAAGUGAAUCCGAAACCACCUCCGUUGUCGGGAAAGGAGAUGACCUCUACUUUGGUGUGUAUCUUGAGUCGGUACCAGGCGUUGGUAUGUUUAUCGACAGCUGCUGGGCGACAACCACUCAAGACUCAGACGCAGAGCCACAUUACUCUCUAAUUUCUUCAGGUUGCCCGGAUGAUGAAACAGUUGCUAUCUAUCGUCUCCUUGGAUUGAAUCGAGAAGGUUUUUCUUUUAGUGCAUUUGCCUUUGUUGGAGAUUACACUGAGGUGUACAUUCACUGUUCAGUGAAGGUCUGUGGUGCCGCGAAUGCUCAAUUGUUUCGAGACGCAGGAUGCCCCUCAGAAUCUCCACCUGCCGAACGCAAACGUCGAUCUUCGUCCUUUCUGUCCACUCAGACCAUCAGUAAUGGUCCGAUCCACAUCGGUCGCUCAACCAGCGAUAUGGCUAUAGAUUUGGCUUCCUACAACCCUCUUGCCAUGCUCCUCCUUGGAAUGAUAGCAACAUUGGUUGCUAUGGCAAUCCUGAUGGGUGUGGUCAAGCUUGUUCGUAUCUCAUCCGAUAACAAUUACUAUCAGCGAGUUCCAAUUGCUGAAUCCAUGGAAGGAAUUUAGAUUAAAGCUCUUUGGAAGCGCAUAGAGAUGUUAUUUCAUAACGUAUUAUGCGCUAAACAAGAACUGAACUAAUAAACAAAAUAAAGAGCAACCAUCAGCUCCAAAAAGGGCCAUAGUAUGGAAAAUAACCUCCAUCUUUAUCGAUCAUUGAUUUGAAAUCGAAACAGGACUUCCCACAAAGUCGUUUUAUUCUGACAUACAAACAGGGCCCCUUACUACCCAAAAGAACAAAAAGGGGGACACUUCAUAUCGUUAACAUUUUUCAUAUAAACUGUUAAUAAAUUAUACUAAAGUAACACAAUUUUGUCUAGAAUAUGGCGUCCCCCAGGCUCUGUGAUCGGCCCUCAUUGCUUUAACAUAUACCUUCAGCCAGUGAUAUAUAGAUAUCUUACAUUAAUAUGAUGUCUUAUUAAACCAUAUUUACGGCGACUACAUCCAGAUACACUGCGUAUGUAAUCAGAAGGUUCCCCAAAGCAUCAACAAUACACUACGCAAACUACAACAUAAUAAUAUCUCUGAUGUUCAGUCAUAGAUGUUGGCUAAUAAACUGAAAUUUAAUCUGGACCAGACAGAAUUCAUGAUUGCGCCAUUUCCAAAGCACCCUCAGCAGUUACAUCAUGUUCAUCUUAAGAUUGACGAUCAUAUCAUCAUUUCACCUUCACAAUCUCUUCGCAUAUUAGGUGUUAGCUUUGACAAGCAUAUGAAAAUUUCAAAUUGUGUUUAAAAUGUAGGUGUUAGCUUUGACAAGCAUAUGAAUAUGUCAAAUUAUGUUUUAAAUGUAGGUGAUAGCUUUAACAAGCAGGAAUAUGUGAAAUCAUGUUUUAAAUGUAGGUGUUAGCUUUGACAAGCAUAUGAAUAUGUCAAAUUAUGUUUUAAAUGUAGGUGUUAGCUUUGACAAGCAUAUGAAUAUGUCAAAUUAUGUUUUAAAUGUAGG